CGCCUCGGCUCCCCACUCCGCUCUCCCCGCACCAUCCCUUCCCGGGGCCGUGGGGUCGCCCGGUGGGGAUGGCCCAGGGCCCUUCGAGCCGGCCCUUCUCCUGCAGGGAGGAGGAGGAGGGGGCUGUGGCAGAGGCGGCGUGGAGGCGUCGGCGGCGCUGGGGAGAGCUGAGCAUCGCGGCUGCAGCGGGCGGGGGUCUGGUCGGCCUCCUGUGCUACCAGCUGUACGGGGACCCCAGGGCCGACUCGGCGCCGUCCCCGGGGCGCCGCUCCGAGAGCGUGGCUGCAGAGCCGGAGGACCCGUCUCGCGGCCGGGGGCUGCUUCCCAUCCCGGUGGCGGCUGCCAAGGAGACGGCUGCUGUUGGCAGAGUAGACACUGAAGACUUGGACCUGUACGCUACGUCUCGGGAAAGGCGCUUCCGUUUGUUCGCUUCCAUAGAAUGUGAGGGGCAGUUAUUCAUGACGCCACAUGAUUUUAUUUUGGCUGUUACAACAGAUGAGCCCAAAUUUGCUAAAACAUGGAAGUCACUUUCCAAACAUGAAUUAAGUCAUAUGCUCUCAGAAACGCCUCCUGUUUGGAAGGGCUCAUCAAAGCUAUUUCGAAAUCUUAAAGAAAGAGGUGUGAUUUCUUACACAGAAUAUCUUUUUCUUUUAUGUAUUUUAACAAAGCCACAUGCAGGCUUUAGGAUAGCUUUCAACAUGUUUGACACUGAUGGCAAUGAGAUGGUGGAUAAAAAGGAGUUUUUGGUGCUUCAAGAGAUCUUCAGGAAAAAAAAUGAAAAGAGGGAAACUAAAGGAGAUGAAGAAAAACGUGCAAUGCUGCGUCUUCAACUUUACGGAUACCAUUCUCCUACUAAUAGUGUACUUAAAACAGAUGCUGAGGAACUCGUCUCCCGAAGCUAUUGGGAUACUCUGAGGCGUAAUACAAGCCAAGCACUCUUUUCAGAUCUUGCAGAGCGUGCUGAUGACAUUACAAGUUUAGUAACAGAUACUACACUUCUUGUACACUUUUUUGGAAAGAAAGGAAAAGCUGAACUCAACUUUGAAGAUUUUUAUAGAUUCAUGGAUAACCUCCAAACAGAAGUUCUGGAAAUAGAAUUCCUUUCCUAUUCUAAUGGGAUGAAUACUAUCAGUGAAGAAGAUUUUGCUCAUAUUCUCUUACGAUAUACAAAUGUGGAAAAUACAUCAGUAUUUUUGGAAAAUGUGCGUUACAGUAUACCUGAAGAGAAGGGCAUCACAUUUGAUGAAUUCAGGUCAUUUUUCCAGUUCCUGAACAACCUAGAAGACUUUGCAAUAGCAUUGAAUAUGUAUAACUUUGCAAGUCGUUCUAUAGGGCAAGAUGAAUUUAAGCGUGCCGUCUAUGUAGCUACUGGUCUCAAACUUUCACCACAUUUAGUGAACACAGUCUUCAAGAUUUUUGACGUUGACAAAGAUGAUCAAUUAAGUUAUAAAGAAUUUAUUGGAAUUAUGAAAGACAGACUCCAUAGAGGAUUCCGGGGUUAUAAAACAGUUCAGAAGUACCCCACUUUCAAAUCCUGUCUGAAGAAGGAACUUCAUAGCAGAUAAAUACUCCUACGGCAAAGUUUCAGUGAUUAUUAUCUACAUGAUGAAUGCAAGAAGCAAAAUUUCAGAGAUCUGAAGCAGGUCUGAGAUAUGAACAUGUAGAAAUGAAAGAAAAGGUGAAAAUCCUAUGAAUCAUGACUUUUUCUUGAACUGAAUUCUUGAACACAUAAAAUUUAUCUUUGUACUAACUACAAUGUUGUAUGUUAUCAAGUAGAGCUUUUGUCUUGGUUUACUGAACUUUGCACUUUUUCAUUCCCUUCAGAAGUAUAUAGGUACUUCCAAUGACUAUAUAAAAAUGUAUUUUAAAUAUAUUUUUUAUUUGUUACAAGUUGCCUCAUUUCAAAAUAGUGUAGGUCAGCUAAAAACGUUUUCUUUGCUUUCAAACUGUGAAAUUAUUUUUAGAAAAUCCUUGGGCUUUAUUUAUUUUAGGGCCCUUAGAACUGUUAAUAAAUCCUCAUUAUUUGCUCAUUUUUAAAUUACCUUGAGAUAAUUUUGAAAAACAAGUAGAAAUGAAGCUACUAUAACAUUAUGGUUUACAUUUAACUUUUAAAAGUACUUAAUUUAUAUUGUUUGAAUCAUAACCUGUUUUUUAAAAGUUUUUAUUCACUUACCAAAGUCAACAGAUUGUCUGGUAUUCUUUUAUGUGUAAAGAAAUUUUAAAUGUAGAUUUUUCUUUACCAUAAAGUUAUGCAUUUAUGGUGGAAACAGUGGUAGUUGCUGUAGUAGUCAAUGUUGUUAUUACCUUAACGUGAUGCUGCUCCUGACUGCAGCUGACAUAAGUCAGUAACACUUGUAAAAAUAAUCUUUUAGCUCUUACCAUAUUGCGUAUUAGUAGUACAUGCCUGUGCUGUCAAAUGAGCACUAUAAAAUACUAAUAUAAAAUGGUGUAGAAGACUGAUGUAUAUAUUAGAUAGAAAUUAAUAUUUUGUUUUUUGCAAAAGGACCACAUGCAAAAGUGCUGCCAAACAGCUAGCAAUAAUGAAUAAUUUAAAUAUAACUUAUUAUUUCAAACUAAUGUCUUAGAGAAUGGAAAAACUACUGAAACACAACAAAAUCAGAGUUUCACAUGGAGAAAAUCUGAUAGAACGUAAUGGAAAUCCAUUCAGUCAAAAAAGAAUAGUUUAUUAAAAAUUCUGUAAAAAUACUAUACAAAAUAAAUCAAUAAAUGUAUUAUAUUUCUAUAUUUAUGUGAAAGAUAAGCUCCUUAUCUUCUUUUCUAAUAUAUAUUUAAUGUAAAUUGCACACACUCCAACUAUUGCCUUGCUUUUGCAUAUGAAAAUAGGAAAUACUGACUUUGUUUUCUAAGUGAUUAAAUGUGAAAUUUUGGUAUUUUGCAUUAGCCUAUUUAUAAAAGUAAUGUUCUUUCCAAGAAAAUGUUAUUAUUAGUAUUGACUGUAUUUGUUAGACUUUUUACAUUCUUUUUCUGAUAUUUAUUCCAUUAAUAAAUACAGGAUUCAUAACUGAGAAUUCCAUAAAAUAUAGUAAUUUAAUUUCACUUGCUUUAAAGGUUGAUUUAAUUGGUUAACUAAAUGAAAAUGCCACCCACUUAUGCACCAAGUCUGUUUUACCUCAUACUGAAUGUUCUCAAUAUUACAAUUUGUUAUCCAAAAUAAUUAAAAAUAUGGAAUUUGCUUUG
Molecule: messenger RNA, 3198 nt
Organism: Condylura cristata (star-nosed mole)
Lineage: Eukaryota; Metazoa; Chordata; Mammalia; Eulipotyphla; Talpidae
Gene: MICU3
Product: mitochondrial calcium uptake family, member 3
Exons: 15
Coding region: 69-1565 (498 amino acids)
Biological process (GO): calcium import into the mitochondrion; mitochondrial calcium ion homeostasis
Cellular component (GO): uniplex complex
Molecular function (GO): calcium ion binding
Source: RefSeq, a predicted model, not a curated record